AUGCAGCCGGAGCGGGGCGGCAGCCGGCCCCGCCGAGAAGGCGGGCGGCACGGCCGCAGGCGGCCCGGCGGCGCGGAGAGGGCGGCCGAGGCAGCGGCGGUGGCCGGAGGAAGCGGCGGGGACGGCCGCGGCCGAGGCGGAGGAGGCGGGGGCCGGGGAAGAGGCGGCGCUCACGGGCACCGAGGAGGCGGGGGCCGGGGUAGGCGAGAGCCGCGGGGCCGCGGGCUCCCCGCCGCCCCCCACCAGCGGCGGGUAGAAGAUGAUGAUGAUGAUAAUGAGUCACGAGAGGAAGAAGAGAAGGAAGACCUGAAAAGCUAUUCAAGAAGAAAGAUUGUUUCCAAUUGGAGCCGCUAUGAGGAUGCAGAAAAAGAGGGACAGAAUGAAAGUGCAGAGUCGCAGAGAGGAACAGACUUCAGUGUUUUGCUUAGCUCAGCAGGAGACUCCUUUACACAGUUUCGAUUUGCUGAAGAGAAAGAAUGGGAUACAGAGAGCACAUGCCACAAGCAGUUAUCUGCCCUUAAUGUUGACUGUCAGACUUUGGCCCAGGCUCUUCAGGAAUUGCCUCUGCAUCUAAGGCUGAAUGUGGCUGCUGAGCUUGUGCAGGCAUCGACACCUGCUGAGCUCCCACACAUGAAAUUUAAAAAUAUUGAAGACAGCAAGAGAACAGAGAUUCUAUUCCAACCGUCUUUGGCUCAAAAUCGAACAGUGUCGGUCUCCCAUCACGCUGGUGGUUCUGUUGCCCCAUCAGAGCCUAGAAGUAAGGAUGCUCAUGCAGCGACUUCAGCAGAACCAUUUCAGAGAGGUCGUCCACUAUCAAAGCAAGAGACUGACCAUUUAGAUGAAGAACUAGAUCUUCUCCUAAAUCUGGAUGCUCCUGUUAAUGCAGAAAACAGAUGUGUGUCAGGUGCAUUAUCCUACAACGUAACUGAGAAAGAUCAGAAAAUGGAUUAUAAGGAAAAGGACCCUCUAAAACUAGAUGUGCCUGAAGAGAAGAGUACUACAGCAUCACAGCAGCAACAAUGUAAAUCUAAAAAUGUCACUGAGGAAGAGCUUGAAGAUUGGCUGGACAGCAUGAUUUCCUGAAGCCCAAAUUCUCUUAUGUGAAUAAAUGAAUAUUGCAAAAGUUAAGUAGAAUGUAUUAAAGAAUGGAGUGAAUUCCUUUAUCUCCUCUUUAUUUUCUUUAUUUCACUUGGUUCAGUAGCCUAAUGCAUAAUUUCAUUUGACAGCAUUUAAAAACUGCUCAUCUUAGAAGCACGUCUAAGCAAAUUUCUGAAGUUAAUAUUCUUGGUAGACAAUACUUCCUUAAGUUUAAACGAUAAAAUUAUUUAUAUAGUGAUAUAUGAAAUAGUGACAAAAUUAAGAUCUUCUUUGCUUAAAAAGAUGUGUGCCACUACACUAAAAGAAAUUGUUUCAGCCUGUACUUGCUAUAUGUAGUCUCUGUAAAAUAAAGAUGUGAGCAUAAAAUGCA
Messenger RNA from Rhea pennata, 1468 nucleotides. RefSeq names its product apoptosis and caspase activation inhibitor (gene AVEN). The record is from RefSeq and is a predicted model, not a curated record. Gene Ontology annotation, biological process: negative regulation of G2/M transition of mitotic cell cycle. The transcript has 6 exons. Lineage: Eukaryota; Metazoa; Chordata; Aves; Rheiformes; Rheidae. Bases 1 to 1083 code for a protein of 360 amino acids.